AUGGCGGGUGGCGCGCUCACUUCUCACCAUGUAAAUUAUUUAAUAUGGAGGUAUCUGCAAGAAUCAGGCCAUGGAGAAGCAGCUGUCAUGCUCCAACGGGCAUGGAAUCCUAAUCCACAAAACCUGCCAUUUGCUCCCUACAUACAAUCACACGCUCUUGUAUCAUUAGUACAAAAGGGUCUUCAAUAUCACGACCUUGAACGAUCAGUAGACCCGAAUGGAAACAUAAUACCCGAAGUACCAGCGCCUUUUUUUGGGCCUCUUUUGGACAAGCCCGGUUCGCCUCAGGCAGCAGACAAACAAGGCGUGGCUAACGGGAUCGCUGCUGGUGAUGGAGAUUCCAUUCCCUCAUCACCAAAGACUGCUGGUUCUCGAAAAACUGGUCAAGAAGCUUGGGCCAAUGGACACAUUCAAGGUGAUUCAGCUGCCAGUAAAACCGGCGAUGGAGAUGAUCAUGAAGACGGCGAUACGGUAAUGACAUCCGACGCACCCAUGGCAGUUGACAAGCAACAGCCUGAGGAGACACCCUCUAAGACCCCGAAAUCACCCUCACGGCCGUCAUCGCCCACAGUUGAACCAGGGAUCGACGCUGAUGGGGACAUCGGCAUGUCUGCACCGCCCACUCCCGUUUACACGUUAACAAACGGGCAGAGUGUUGGAGUUCAAAUCGCACCUCCAAAGGCCAUCGAUUUGACAACUAACGCCGUUUUGCUAGAUAUUGGUGCCAAAAACCAUGUGAUGAAGACGGCCUGGCGGCCUGGUGAUUCACUUUUGUUUGGAGCUAGUGCAGAGUCAUAUUGCGGGCUUUGGAAACUAACAGGACAACGCUCAUCGACUGCACCAGGGCAUGAAGUACUAACCAGUACAGCAAAUGUUACCGCCAUGGAGUGGGGACCAUCAGGUAAAACACUAGCUGUUGCGACGUACUCCGAUUUUGAGGGCACUGUUGUUCUUUAUAGCCCACAGGGAAAGAUGGUGAAAUCCCUACCUUGCAUGCCGGGCUUGAUAUCUGGACUAAGAUGGUCUGGAAACGGAGACCGCAUUAUCUUCACUGUAUCGGAUGGCAGCCAAUCUAAGCUGUUAAUGUGGGACAAGGAGAUAUCGGCUACAGAGUAUAUCAAUAGCCAGAUUAUUGAUGGUGCUAUAUAUGAGGUUCUGUGGGUUGAAGAUGAAGAGGUAUACGCCUGUGGAGAUGGAGCUGUAUACCAAUUCCGCAUCACGAACGAGAUUGAAUUAUCCGAAACCUUCCGUUGGGAUGAAUAUGCUCAGGAACCAUGGACGCUGAUCAAGUCGACGCAGUGGAAGGAAUCGAGUGUGGUUGCUACCGUAUCGACGUCCGCUACGACAUCCAAUAUCUGGAUACCUAGUCACGACAUAAAAGUUGAAUCAGCACAUCAUGGAAUAAUUACAUCUCUAGAAUUCAGACCGCUACCAAAGCCUCACUCCGGUCCCCAAGCUCUCGUCAAUGGGACUGGAAAGGAUCCUGCGCUAAUAUUGGCUACUUCCUCCAUGGAUGAGACUUUAAAGAUUUGGAGCAUUGACUGCACUUCGAAAACUGCCAGUUGUGUCCACCGGCUCUUCCUUGGACCUUCAUUACCAGCACUAUCAUCCGCAUUUUCACCAGAUGGUUAUGCUAUAGCAGCAGCCAGUCAGGAUAAGCUAUUCAUUUGGAACGCCGAACGGGGAGGUACACCAAUGGCAAGCUGGCCUAUUCCCAAAGAUGGGUCAAAGGAUGAAUCCAGCCCAGAUGAAACUAGUGGCAAUACUAACGGCAUCCAAUCUGCCCUCGAUCGCCCGCUUUCGUGGGAUGGUGACGGAAAGAAGUUGGCUCUUGGUUUCGGGAACACGGUAUGGGCUGACUUAUCUCCCCUAAUUAUGAUUUUCAUCCUACUAACGGUCAACGUGCAGAUUGCAAUAAUUAACCUUCAACGAUAA
Nannizzia gypsea CBS 118893 is the source of this 1935-nucleotide messenger RNA. RefSeq lists its product as hypothetical. Bases 1 to 1935 code for a protein of 644 amino acids. The record is from RefSeq and is a predicted model, not a curated record. Gene Ontology annotation, biological process: regulation of transcription by RNA polymerase II. Gene Ontology annotation, cellular component: Set3 complex. Gene Ontology annotation, molecular function: protein binding; transcription corepressor activity. The transcript has 4 exons. Lineage: Eukaryota; Fungi; Ascomycota; Eurotiomycetes; Onygenales; Arthrodermataceae.